UGUCCUGCUUUGGGACAACCUUAACAUCCUGUUCAAUCCACCUCACACCACCUCACCCCUCUGCUGGCAAGAGGGGAGCUGAUUCAUCUUCUUGCUAAGCACUCAUUCUACUCAACUAAGAGCAGAGCAGAGGCUCAAAGGUCUUUGCCUCAGAACUACAGAAGUGAAUGAGCAUUCCCUCUCAACUGACUCAGAAUGUUUGUUUCACCCAGGAGAUGGAGCUCCCGAAGGCCCUCUCUGGCCAGCGGACACUCAUAUCUGCCGUCCUCAGCAUGCUAUCACUCAGCCUCUCCACAACAUCCCUGCUCAGCAACUACUGGUUUGUGGGCACACAGAAGGUGCCCAAGCCCGUGUGCGGGAAAGGUCUGGCAACCAAGUGCUUUGACAUGCCGAUGUCCUUGGAUGGCGGCAUCGCCAACGCAUCAACCGAGGAGGUGGUGCAAUACAGCUGGGAGACUGGGGAUGACCGCUUCUCCUUCCUUACCUUCCGGAGUGGCAUGUGGCUAUCCUGUGAGGAAACUAUGGAAGAACCAGGGGAGAGGUGCCGAAGCUUCAUUGAACUCACACCACCAGCCGAGAGAGGUGAGAAAGGACUACUGGAAUUUGCCAUGUUGCAAGGCCCAUGUUACCCCACUCUCCGAUUUGGAGGGAAGCUGUUGAUGGAGAAGGCUUUCCUCCCCCACCCUCCCUUGGGGCUCGUGGCAAAGAUCCUGUGGCUAUCGCUGGGAGCCCAGAUCGCCUACAUCGGACUUCAAGUCAUCAGUUUCCUCCUGCUACUGAUGGACUUGCUGCUCACAGGGAACCCUGGCUGCGGGCUCAAGCUGAGCGCCUUUGCUGCCAUUUCCUCUGUCCUGUCAGGCCUCCUGGGGAUGGUGGCCCAUAUGAUGUAUUCACAAGUCUUCCAGACAACUGUCAACGUGGGUCCAGAAGACUGGAGACCACAUGCUUGGAACUAUGGCUGGGCCUUCUACAUGGCCUGGGUUUCCUUCACCUGCUGUAUGGCAUCAGCUGUCACCACCUUCAACACCUACACCAAGAUGGUGCUGGAGUUCAAAUGCAAGCAUAGUAAGAGCUUCAAAGACAACCUGAACUGCCAACCAAACCACCACCAAUGCUUCCUUCAGCAGCUGUCCUGUACAGCCCACCCAGGGGGCCCUUUGACCAGCUAUCAACACUAUCACCAUCAACCCAUCCGCUCUGUCUCUGAAAGCGUUGACUUCUACUCAGAGCUACAAAACAAGCAGUUUCAGCAAGAGACCACCCAGGAGCUCAAAGAAGUAGUUGGGUCACCUGUAGAAGAAGGGCAGUGUUAGGAGUUAAGUGGGUUUGGAGAGCAGGCUGAGCCCUACCUUAUACAUCUGUUUCUUGUUAACACGUGCUUAAGCCAAAGUUUGUCUCUCGAGCAU
Messenger RNA from Tupaia belangeri chinensis (Chinese tree shrew), 1406 nucleotides. It is a transcript of the gene GSG1, whose product is annotated as germ cell associated 1. The coding region runs from base 168 to 1313 and encodes 381 amino acids. The record is from RefSeq and is a predicted model, not a curated record. Gene Ontology annotation, cellular component: plasma membrane. Lineage: Eukaryota; Metazoa; Chordata; Mammalia; Scandentia; Tupaiidae. The transcript has 6 exons.